Messenger RNA from Lepus europaeus (European hare), 1743 nucleotides. It is a transcript of the gene TMEM129, whose product is annotated as transmembrane protein 129, E3 ubiquitin ligase. The transcript is spliced from 4 exons. NCBI's taxonomy places the organism in Eukaryota, Metazoa, Chordata, Mammalia, Lagomorpha, Leporidae. The record is from RefSeq and is a predicted model, not a curated record. Gene Ontology annotation, biological process: protein ubiquitination. Gene Ontology annotation, molecular function: ubiquitin protein ligase activity. Gene Ontology annotation, cellular component: membrane; endoplasmic reticulum. The coding region runs from base 435 to 1523 and encodes 362 amino acids.
GGUUGAACGUGGCCGCACCCCGGGGCGCCGUCGCUGCGGCUCCCCACUUCCGGCUGGGCGCGGGGCGCCGAGAGUCUGCUUCCCAGGGUGCCCCGCGAGAGAGCUGAGUGAGGACUGCAUCUCCCAUAGUGCCCCGCGGGCAGCCCGAUUGGGGCUCCAUCUCCCAGAGUGCCUCGCGGGCAGGCCUGGCCGCGGACUCCAUCCCCCAAAGGGCCUUGCGGGAGACCAGGCCUGGGACUCCAUCUCCCAGACUGCCCCGCAGGCGGCCUGGCUACGGACUCCACUUCCCAGAGGGCCGUGCGGGCGAUCCAGUCUGGGACUCCAUCUCCCAGGGGCCGCCGCGGACGUCCGGCUUGUGUUGGCCACGACCGAGUGGCCGGGUUACCGGGCUCGGCGGCGGCGCCCGUCCGUGGCCGCUGCGCGCCGGCGGCACGAUGGACAGCCCCGAGGUGACCUUCACGCUGGCCUACCUGGUCUUCGCCGUGUGUUUCGUGUUCACGCCCAACGAGUUCCACUCGGCCGGGCUCACAGUGCAGAACCUGCUGUCCGGCUGGCUGGGCAGCGAGGACGCCGCCUUCGUGCCCUAUCACCUGCGCCGCACGGCCGCCACGCUGCUGUGCCACUCGCUGCUGCCGCUGGGCUACUACGUGGGCAUGUGCUUCGCGGCCUGGGACAAGCGGCUGCACUUCCCGAGCCAGGCCCCCGAGGCCUGGCGGCUCUUCCUGCUGCUGGCCGUUGCCCUGCCCUCCGCCGCCUGCGCCGUGGUGUGCUACUGGUCCCGGGACCGCUGGGCGCGCCACCCCCUGGCCCGCACCUUGGCGCGGUACGCGCUCCCGCGCUCUGGCUGGGGCGCCGUCGCCGCCUCCGUCGACACCGAGUUCCGGCGCAUCGACAAGUUCGCCACCGGGGCGCCGGGCGCGCGCGUGAUCGUGACGGACACGUGGGUGAUGAAGGUGACCACGUACCGCGUGCACGUGGCGCGGCAGCAGGACGUGCACCUGACGGUGACCGAGUCCCGGCAGCACGAGCUGUCCCCGGACUCAAACCUGCCGGUGCAGCUGCUCACCAUCCGCGUGGCCAGCGCCAGCCCCGCCGUGCCACCCUUCGACAUCCGGCUGAACUCGGCCGAGUACGGGGAGCUGUGCGAGAAGCUGCGCGCGCCCAUCCGCAGCGCCGCGCACGUGGUCAUCCGCCAGAGCCUGGGCGACCUGUUCCUGGAGACCUUCGCCUCGCUGGUGGAGGUGAACCCGGCCUACGCGGUGCCCAGCAGCCAGGAGCUGGAGGCCUGCAUCGGCUGCAUGCAGGCGCGCGCGGCCGUGAAGCUGGUGAAGACGUGCCAGGACGCGGCGGCCGGCGAGUGCCAGCAGUGCUACUGCCGCCCCAUGUGGUGCGUCACCUGCAUGGGCAAGUGGUUCGCCAGCCGCCAGGACCCGCAGCGCCCCGACACCUGGCUGGCCAGCCGCGCGCCCUGCCCCACCUGCCGCGCGCGCUUCUGCAUCCUGGACGUGUGCUGCGUGCGCUGAGCGCCGCCGGGGGCCGCGAGGCCGCUUCUGGGGCGCUGGGCCCCGGCAGCGAGUGGGGGGGCGGCGCUGCGGCCGCAGGGCCUGGGACCCUCACAGCCCGGCCCCUGGUCCGGCUCCAGCGGGGCGAGCUCGGGACCGGGACGCGGCUGCCCGGGGGCACUCUUUCUAGAGUUCGCUGGUUGUACGCGGCAGGGCACGGCGUAAUAAACCCUUAGCGGAG